This is a messenger RNA of Armigeres subalbatus, 3612 nucleotides long. RefSeq names its product homeobox protein unc-42. Bases 1057 to 2124 code for a protein of 355 amino acids. Gene Ontology annotation, biological process: regulation of transcription by RNA polymerase II. The transcript has 7 exons. The record is from RefSeq and is a predicted model, not a curated record. Lineage: Eukaryota; Metazoa; Arthropoda; Insecta; Diptera; Culicidae. Gene Ontology annotation, molecular function: RNA polymerase II transcription regulatory region sequence-specific DNA binding; DNA-binding transcription factor activity, RNA polymerase II-specific.
GGGGUACGGUUGCCCUCCAUAAUCGGCCAUCGGUUUCGGAACGAACGGAAGGCGAAGGAUAAACAUAUCCUUCCAACCUGCCUCGCUCACCCGCUCAUUCCUUUGAGCCCUCCACCAUUUCAUUUUCAGUCCGAUCGACUCUUGCAUCGUGAUACGACGCCGCCGAGACGACGACCGGUCGCGGAAUCCAGCUCGAGAAAAUUGUCCAACUUUAGACUCUCGACUCCAGGAUUUUCAAGUAGUGGCCCCCCUCGGUAUAGUUGCUCUUCUCCACACCACUCGGAGCGUUACACAUACACAGCACUCACAGUCUCAGAGAGGAACAGACUGCGGCGAGCUGCCGCAAAACGAAGGUCCUGAUAAAAAUAUACGUAACUAAAUUGAAGUGAUACUAUUAUCUACUUGAGAUUUCCAUAAAUUAAUUCGAUAUGUCUCAGAUGAUUACGAUCAGUCCGGGUACCAGUGGCGAACCCCGAUAACCUUGACGUUGAAAGGGAAAAUUUUUAAGCGUUUGAUGGAACGUGACUCAAGCGGAGGAGUGAAGUUGCGAUAAUCGAAUUUCGGUGUUUAGUGUAGAUCUACGUGGAUUAUAGCGAGCCGUGGGAAGCAACGAAAGAAGCUCCGUAUUUGUGUCAAGUGAACCAAAUUAGUUCAACUAUUAUUUGAAGUGCGAAACAAUAUGGAUUAACAGCAAGUGAGUGAAUCGAAGACCCCAAAACAAAGGAAUUCUGAGCUUAACUUCCACCGUCGCGUGUAUUACCCGGAUUCAAACUGUAUCUACCGUCGGAUUGUUGCUCUCCGGUGCUGAAUAGGGAGUAUUCAUCAACAACCGGACACUACAAUCCCCUCGGCUCCAAGUUGGAUUUCAAAAACGGCUGUGCCGAUUCCGGCCCUGCUGGUAUUGGUAGCGGCGGCAGUGGUGCUCCCCCAUCCGGAUUAAGUCCAGCCAGUCCUGAUUCGCAGCAGUUCAAUAUCUUUCCAGCGAUCUUUAGCCGCCAACUGAAUUUCACCGGAUCAGGCGCUACGUGCGGAACCGGUAGUCAAACGGGUAAACUAAUGGACGACCUCCGACCAAAUCUUGUCGGUGGCCUACUGGGCCUACAGCAAGGCCUGCUAGACGAUCACAGUCUGUCGCAUGGAAACCUUCAGCACAAUGCUCAAGACUCGAAGUUCAUGUCGCUUCAAGACAACCGACUGAUGGGAAUAGGAUCGCAUGAAAACCGCUUACUAGGAUUAUCACAGGAAAACCGAGCGCCAGGUGGAGGACCCGCCGGAGGUCAAGCAACUGCCGCAGACAAAUCCCUCCAGCGAAAGUGCAGCAGCACGCCGGAGGAUUUCAGUGCCCUGUACGGUGGAUUAACGGGAACCAGCAUUAGUGACCAUCACCAUCAUCACACGCCUGCACACACGCCCCCGAACCGGUUGAGUGACAAUGCAUCGGUGACAGCGGAAGGUGCUUUUAAAAAACUAAAACCCGAACCAAACAGUGGACUUUCGUCGGUGUCCGGUAGCAUCUCGUCACCCGGAAGUGGUAUCUCGUCCCUGCCUCAGCACGCCGGCCACACACCUACGACGGCAUCUUGUCCGACACCGGCCCGGAGGCGGCAUCGGACGACAUUUACUCAGGAACAGUUAGCAGAACUAGAAGCGGCCUUUGCAAAAUCCCACUACCCCGAUAUCUACUGUAGAGAGGAACUAGCGCGAACAACUAAACUAAACGAAGCAAGGAUACAGGUCUGGUUUCAGAACCGGCGGGCCAAAUAUCGCAAGCAAGAAAAGCAAUUACAGAAAGCGCUCGCCCCCUCAGUGAUACCGUCGUGCAAUGGCAUGAUGCGAAACAUACAAGGCUACAGCGUGUCCCGAGGUUAUCAACCGUAUCCCCAUCCAAACUCAAUCAAUCGAUAUCCGCAGGAUCUCUUCCAAAUGAGUGGUUCCUCGUAUCCCGGAAUGACGCAGCCAUUCUCGAUGACGCACAGUUCCGGCAUGAGCUCAGUAGGCGUCCGCCAGGAUUCAAUGGGAAUGUCUGCGGAGGACGAAUGGUACAACAAAAGCCUAUCAGCAUUGCGAAUGAACAGCUCUCAUCACCCAAACCUGUCGGCACCGAUGCUGCAAUAUCAGACAUAAUUAAUGUAGGAUCAGGCAUAACCUUUCCCGUAAACUGUUGGAACACCAUCUCCGGCAGCCGUGGAGAGGAAGAGUGCUGUUCAAACAGUUUAACAUAGUAGGCGUAUAGGAGGAAAUAUGGAAUCAAAUCUAGUCAGCACAGGAAGUGAAAAACAACCGGAGCAAUAUUUGAAACGGGUGUAACUACUUUUACAAACAUUGCAGUUUAGACAUAUUACGAAUAAUGAACAACAAUCUUGUUGUUUGUUUGCAAAUGCAGAGGCACCCGUUUCGAAUAUUAGUUUUAAAAAGCUUAAAACAAAUCACAGCUUACGUUCGAAGCAUGCGUUGUUGCUCUUAGGUUAAGUAAAUCGUCAUUUUCGUUUCGAACGCCACCGACAUACUCGCUCCUGAUCCUGAACUACGGCACAAGGACGACGCAAAAAUAUACAAUAAAUCGUUUAAAUUUCAUUAGCCUACCCAGUAGCGAAUGCUUUCAAUUAAAUCGAUUCGUCAGGUUGAGCGCACUAAAAGCGUUAUAUUUAUUCGCUACGGAUGCGAUCUUUCGCAGGAGCAUUGCAUGACUGUUAAUCGAUGUCUGCCAUAACUUUCGUUUCUUGCGCGUCUCUAUACUCGCUUCGGUAACAUAUUUUCAUUUUUUUUUUUUUCAAAAUCAUGCGAAUUGAAGUUCAAUAAUUUGAUUAUAAUUUUGCAAUAGUUCGAUGAAAGUAUUUUUCUCCAAACGAGCAAUUCUCACGCUAAACCGAAUUUAAUAGGAGAGUGAACCUCAUCUUUGAGACUUCACAAGGAGUGUAUCCCAAAGUAAGAUUAGUAAAAUUUUAGAUCUGUACAUAUAGAGGACUUUAGGCACAGCUCAAAAUCGGGAGAAUUGAUUUGUAUGUGUUUCUGCUUCGUAUGAGAGCAACCAAACUGGCAGCAAAUCAAAUAAUGUAAGCUACACUAAUUCGAUAGGCGUUAUGGAAAAGAGUGCACAAAAAUAAUAAUAUUGGCAGAUAAAACUGCACAACUAUCCGCUGUGUCGGAGCUGGAAAUAAGUUAUACAUAAACAGUGCUAGUCGUGUAAGGUACCGAAAAUAACUAAGAAAAUAUGGUGAAUGAAAAGGAGUCAUAAAACAACUGCUGAAUUGUAAGAUCAAAACUAAAUUUGAGUAUAAACGUAGCUAAAUUUUUAAUUUGAAAUUCUCCAUGGCAUUGGAUCCGACACAUUUUCACAUAAGCAAAAAUGAAGCAAAAAAUACUGAGAGAUCUGUUUUACAAGUCGAGCGGAGUUUCAAAUCGUAGGGAAUAAAUGAUCGAUUUGAUUUGUUCAAUAGAAUCAUAAUACAAGGUGAGAGUUACUGGUUGAUCUAUAUUACGAUGCAAGUAACAAUUCUAGUCGCAAAAUGAUAACAAAAAUAAAAACAGUAAGCCAAAGCCAAAACAAAGCAUUGAUAGAAUGUGUACAUAUAGACCAAAAAUACAAUGCAUUAAAAACUAUUUCAGAUGUAA